AUGGAGGAGGCAGAAAAGACGUAUCCUCAAUAUGACGACCUCAGUUAUGAUGACCUAACGACAGCUUUUAGUAGGUUAGAUACAAGGGUGAAGGGAGAGGCUAUGUAUGGUGAAGACCCUAUAGUGAUAACCAAUCUUAAAAGUGAACUGGACUAUGUAAAGGAUCUCAUGGAGAGACGUGCAAUAGAAGAAACAACUUUCACCGAAGGAAAUGAUGGUACAGUGAACAUUUCAGGUCCAUCAGGAAGCACAACUGUCCCAGAAGUCAACUUCGUGGAAGACCCAAACAAUGUACUUCCUGAUGUGCUAGAUGCAUUCAACGAAUCAUUUGACGCUGACUGGGAUGAAAUAGAAGCCCGCCUAGAGAAACUGAAAAAGUUCUCAGAAGACCGACUUACAGCAAAUAAAAAGAGAGAUUUCGAAAACCAAGUAGAGCGUGUUCAAGCUGUCACAAGA
Messenger RNA from Paramuricea clavata, 456 nucleotides. The record is from the annotation of a GenBank genome assembly. Lineage: Eukaryota; Metazoa; Cnidaria; Anthozoa; Malacalcyonacea; Plexauridae.